This is a messenger RNA of Acinonyx jubatus (cheetah), 1519 nucleotides long. Its product is annotated as 60S ribosomal protein L32-like. Lineage: Eukaryota; Metazoa; Chordata; Mammalia; Carnivora; Felidae. The record is from RefSeq and is a predicted model, not a curated record. Gene Ontology annotation, molecular function: structural constituent of ribosome. The transcript is spliced from 2 exons. Gene Ontology annotation, biological process: translation. Gene Ontology annotation, cellular component: ribosome; cytosolic large ribosomal subunit. The coding region runs from base 1 to 441 and encodes 146 amino acids.
AUGAUUCUUCUUUUCCCAUUUCCUGUUGGCAUCAUAGCUGCCCUCGGACCUCUGGUGAAGCCCAAGGUCAUUAAAAAGAGGACCAAGAAGUUUAUCUGGCACCAGUUAGACCAGUAUGUCAAAAUUAAGUGCAACUGGCAGAAACCUAGAGUCAUUGACAAUAGGGUGUGCAGGAGAUUCAAGGGCCAGAUCUUGAUGCCCAGAAUUGGUUACAAGAGCAACAAGAAAACAAAGCACAUGCUGCCCAGUGGCUCCCAGAAGUUCCUAGUCCACGGUGUCAAGGAGCUUGAAGUGCUGCUGAUGUACAGUAAAUCUUACUGUGCAGAAAUUGCUCACAGUGUCUUCUCCAAGAACUGCAAAGCCGUUGUGGAAAGAGCAGCCCAGCUGGCCCUCAGAGUCACCAAUCCCAAUGCCAGGCUGCACGGUGAAAAAAAUGAAUAGACAGCUUAUGUGCACAUCAUAUUUGGGUUAAUAAAACCAUAAAACUACAAAAAAGAUUUGUCAGGUACCUAUUUAGCCAGGUGGUGGGCUACAUGCUGAGCAUACAAGAUGAAUAAGACAUUCCCGGUCCAUGACCUCAUGAAAGCUUAAAAUCAUGUGGGCUUGACAGACUGUUAAACAAGUCACAACAAAGCAUGAUAAGUGCCAUAAGAGGAUGUGGCACUGUGGGCCAUGUGGUUAUAACAGUUCCACUGGUGUAGCCAGCAGGAACUUCCCAGGGGAAGUGGAGUUUAAGUCAAGUCCUAAAGGAUAAUGUAAGAAUAAGCUGGAUAAAGGGCAGAAGGAAAAAGAGUGUUCCAAGCCAAACCUGGAGACCAACUGGCCAAGACAAGCCAACUUUUUUUGUGUAUAACAGGUACUGUGCUGGGUACUUGGGAUGCUAUAAGACAUGGUCCCUGCUCUCAGGGACUCACAGUCCAGAGCCAACAACAGGCACCCUGUGAGCCCAUUACUAUGAUUUGGUGUCAUAACUUUACAUUAUACUAAGGGUUGAAACAGAGUUUUGAGGGUGUAAAGCUAUUCACUAUGUUUGGUUUGGGGAAGGUCCAGGAAGGCUUCACAUAGGAGCAAGCAUUGAAGAUGAGCCUUGAUAGGUAAGUGGGCAUUUGCUAGGUAUUUUAGGCAAUAAGAAAAACACGAAUAAAAGUAUUAUCAUGUACUUCCUUUUCCUCAACUCUGAAGUUUCAUUGACAAAAUACUUUGUAUUGAAAAUAUUUUUUGAAAAUAAUCUGCUUGGGGUGCCUGGCUGGCUCAGUAGGUGGAGCAUGCAACUCUUGAUCUCAGGGUUGUGAAUUCGAGCCCCACAGUGGAGGUAGAGACUACUUAAAAAAACUGCUUGAUCUUGGUUUUAUAAGUCUGUCCCAUCCUAUGCUCUAUUUGCUACAAGAUCAGCUAUGAUUCACCUUUUGAUUCAUGCUAGCAUCUCUCCCCCUGGGACCUUAGUUUCCUUCUGCUUUCCAGAAAGUUGAUAACAUAAGUCAAAUGGAGUUUUAAAAUGUGUAUAUCCUUUCUUUGCUUC